Molecule: messenger RNA, 759 nt
Organism: Aegilops tauschii subsp. strangulata
Lineage: Eukaryota; Viridiplantae; Streptophyta; Magnoliopsida; Poales; Poaceae
Source: RefSeq, a predicted model, not a curated record
AUGCCCGUCAUCGCCGUUGUUCGGCUCAACCGAGCACCUAGAUGUGCUCGGCACACUCCUAGGAGGCCAACUCCGCCCCAACUCGCCUUGCCGUGCUCCCCUGCACUCAACCUCGAGCUCGCCCGACCGUCGCAGUCUGCUGCUGCUGCUGCAUAUUGCUGCUCACCGGGCCAUGCUCGUGCGUGCCCAGCCGCUCUUGGCCGAGCCACGCGCCUGCCCCGCGCCCACGCUGCCCGUGUUUCGGCCGGCCGCUGCGCCCCGCUCGCGUUGCCGUCGUUCACCUGCUGCUCUGCUCCGCCGUGCAACCUACCUUGCCUCGCCUCACAUCCACCUGCCGCCGCCUCCCCUUGCCUCGCCGGCCCCGCUUCUCCGCAUCGCGCCGCCAGCCCGCUCCCGGCCGGCCCCGCUCGACCUCAGCCGCGCCCAUGCUCUCUGCUGCUGCCCCCUGCUGCGCGCUGCUGCAGUUCUGCCGCGGCCUCGCACAGCCCCGCCCCUAGCCACCAUCGCCAAAUGCCGCCGUCCGCCCCUGUACACCGCGUCGGCCGCCCCGUACAGCCGCGCCCGCCGCAACCACCCGGCCCUCGCGCCGCUUGCCACCCUCCUUCGCCCCAGGCCGCCCUGCUGGCCGCUGGUGCCGCGCCGCCCCCGCAUGCGCCGACAGUCGCGCCUGAGCCGCUCCCCCUCGCCGGCGCGCCCCUACGGCCGGGCGACGCCGCGCUCGGGCUCGCCCCGUCGGGCACCCGUGCCCGCGCCCAAUAG